Pseudo-nitzschia multistriata is the source of this 1010-nucleotide messenger RNA. NCBI's taxonomy places the organism in Eukaryota, Bacillariophyta, Bacillariophyceae, Bacillariales, Bacillariaceae. The record is from the annotation of a GenBank genome assembly.
AUGGUACGUACUAUUAAUCCUACUGCAUUCAAAGGUUGGAUAAGAUGAUACAUACGGUAUGUUGACCUUGUUUAUUGGCGCGCUUCGGAAUCUUCCGAUAGCAUUGCUUCAAUUUUUUUCGUCUUGAUUCUUGGCGAACAAUUUUCUCGUAUUGUUGACAAGGUUGUCAACAACGAUUCACCCUCGUGUUUCUCUUUCUUCUAUUGAUCCGGUUUGAUGCCAAAUAACAGGCGCGGAGAGCAUUUUCAGACGGAAUGAGCAACCCUAAUCACUACCGACAUCCCGGGCACGAACGUAUCGUCAGGGAAGUAUACGAAGACCGGCAACAAUUGGUGAACGAAAAUGAAGCAGAAAUAGCCGAUUUGAAACGACAGCUCGAACGUGCCACCCUGAAUCAAGAGACUCUUCUGGCUCGGAGGAAUGCAGCAAAGAAAAACUACGAAGCCGCAAAACCAAACAAAGUGGACCACUUGGAAGACGAUGGUGGUAGUGAUGAGGUCCGCAGCAAUUGCAUUGGUGGUAGUGAUGAGGUCAGUAGCAAUCACAACAGGGAUGACGCGAGCACACGCCGUCACUCAAAGAGAUAUUUGAGGCGCUUGAUGCGUAAGACCUUGACGACCUCUACGACCUAUGCGACCUCUGCGAGUGAUGAACAAGGAAGAAAUACUUGUGCCUCGAAUGCUCAGCGGAGGAUGUCACUCGUGAACGCAGAGGGCGUCCUCGUAGUCAACAAUAGCAUUUCAUCCCCAAGGAAACGAUCAGAACGUUUGAGAGAAAGAUACCAGAGCGAAUCACUACGGAUUGCUCGUUUCUCUGACAGGAGGCAAGUUUGAGGAAACAUUCAUAACUCCGCACUUCUACUUUUUGGUAACGCACGAUACUUUUGCUCGCGAGUACUCUACAAAAACCGAUUGCGUAGUCUACUAUGGAUACGUACGUACCGUAGCCCAACAAGGGGAAAUUGAAAUUUGUAUUCCCGUCAAUGGAAGUAAUAAAAAUGCUAGAUUUAA